This is a messenger RNA of Frieseomelitta varia, 2412 nucleotides long. RefSeq lists its product as uncharacterized. The record is from RefSeq and is a predicted model, not a curated record. Bases 181 to 801 code for a protein of 206 amino acids. NCBI's taxonomy places the organism in Eukaryota, Metazoa, Arthropoda, Insecta, Hymenoptera, Apidae. The transcript is spliced from 3 exons.
GGCCAGGUGUUACAACUUGCUCCUCGAUUCGUCCAGGCAGUGAUAACACGUGGCGAACGCUCCACUCAGGAUGGUUUCCGCUCUCGUCUCGAACAGCUAGGCGAUUGCAGUUCGCCUCUCCCUUUCCGUGGCCUGUCCGUCGGCGUUCAACGAUCGCUUCAGGCCCGAAAAGUCGCUUCGAUGACUGGUACUGUCUUUCUGACGUUCACUCUCGCUUGCCUGUCGCCGUGUCUGGCGCAGAUGCUCGAGGACAAGGAUGAUCUCACGGGGAGAAAUGGAAGCAAGCUGUUGGCAAGUUGCUCGCGGCGACCGAGGGCUCUUGUUUUCCCAGAUCCAUCUCAGUUCCUGCUAAUCUUUGGGCUGGGCACACCCUUGCAACUAGAACGGGAAAGCGUGAUUAUCGGUAUGUUUACGAAGAUCAUAUACGCCAUGCCUUCCAACGCGACGGAUUACACCAUCCCGGGAGUCUAUUACUCCCGAACGCAGAAGAGCAGGUGGAGCAUUUACAAGACGUUGGAAAAGGUCGCCGGUAUAUACGGAUUCGGCGGGAAAGCCUGCCUAUUGAAGGCCAUUUGCGAAGCUGCGUCUGCUCCUUUCGACGGGCGUUACGGUUUACUGGGACAGCUGUUGCACGUCUUCUUCAAGCCUUCGAGCACCGAGGAACGUUACGACGAGUACGGGGAUCGUGAGUACCGCGCGGCCGAACGUUUGGGCGAGCAGAUGUCGACGGAAAACUGCCACGCCCUUUAUCCAGAAUGCCGCAGAAGUGUGCUCGACGUGUUCUCCACGGUGAUCACGUGAGCCCUCUACACCGCCACGGAACGGGUCCCUAUGAAGAAGCCACGGGGACGAGGAUGCGAAUGGAAAUUCCGCUCGUUAAUUUCGGGGUUGAAUCACGGCAUCACCGAUCGUCCGAUUUUGCCUCGUUUCUUCCGGCCAGUCACUGCGAAAUUUGUAACUCUUUGAGCGAACAAGAAAAGAAGAGGAGAAGAAAUUGAUGGUUGAUUAACGUUGUGGUAAAACAGAGAGGGACUGGAAAAUUGCGAAUUUUCUUCUCAAAGGGUUUGUCAUCAAACAAGAGAUUACAUUUAAGGAAAUAUUUAUUCUCGUAGAUGGUCUCUCGAAGUUUUUAUUAAGGUACUAUAAAUUAACCACUUGAAAGAUAGGCUAAUCGCCUUUUGUGCGAUUAGUUUAUCUUUCAAAUUUUCUUGGAUUCAACAUUGAGAUUCUUUUGCAUAAGAAUUUGUGUUGUAAAGAGCUGGAAAGUCUCUUCUGCUUGGCUUUACGUCAUUCUACGCAAUUUCCAGCAGUAUAAUAGACGCGAUCGUUUAAACAACACGUGCCCUUUUUUCGUGUGUUUGUUAAUCUAACUAAUUAUUACAGUCGACUGUUAUCUUUUCAAUUUUCAAUAGAGGUGUCAAAAAACUAACUAUUCAUUUAGGAGCUACGUAAAGAAUUACCCAGCCUUACUUAUAUUUUACCAAAUUUCCUGUUCAAAUAAUCAAUGUCGUCGUUAUUAUUUCAUAAGUUUGAAAUGACGUGGCGACGAGAACAAUGUAUAUUUUUUAAAUACUGAAAGUACAGAUCGUUUAAUUACAGCAGUAGUUGAAUUCGAGCGAUUAUCAUUAAUAAUAUCUAUCAAACUAUAUAUUUUUUUUAAAGAGAAUUUGGAGCUGUAUCGAUUAAUGGAUUAAAAAACAUAUUGUCCUUAAGAAAGUGGAAGUGAUCUUGGAAUUUCCGAAAUACUUUCACUUACGAAAAAUUAAUUACUGUCAUAUUAUAGCUGUAACUUCUGUUAACAACAUUUUUCCAUGUCUCUAAAAAUAACGAGGAUAUAAGAAAAGAAAGAAUAACAGGUGUUGUUAUCAUUUCGAAAGGUAUCUGAACAAGUCUAGUACUAACAGAAGCAUCAAAGUGAUCUAAACGAUCGUAAUUCAUAAUUUUUCAUUCGAAAUUUUAUAGACAAAUAGAACAACGUAUUUUAAUAGAUUACAUCGAUAAAAUAAAUUUUUAUAGUCUAUUAAAGUAUCUUCUAAAGUAAAAUUCUAUAUUCUUCGUCGUUUUACAAACCUUUUCUUAUUUCUUGAACUUUAAUAUCCUCGGCACAAGGUUUGUAAACUUUAAUCUAGUUCUAGCAUUAACUGAGUCCACAGAUUAAAAGUUGCGGAUUAUAAACUUUGAUAACUUGAAAAACAUAUUUACAAAAUUUCAUCUAUCUCGUUCUCAAAUCUUUAUUAACGUUGUUAUCCAAAAAAUGUGUUAAUAUUGUAUAAAAUUUCAUGAAAAUAAUAUCAGUGCAAUAUACACCAUUGGCAUACUGCGGAUUUUCACGUAAAUAUUUUUCAUAUCUUUGCAAAUAAUUUAAAAUAAUUUAAAAUGUCGAAGUAUUUCGUAUAAUGAAUGUAUUGUAUU